Molecule: messenger RNA, 798 nt
Organism: Saprolegnia parasitica CBS 223.65
Lineage: Eukaryota; Oomycota; Saprolegniomycetes; Saprolegniales; Saprolegniaceae
Exons: 1
Coding region: 1-798 (265 amino acids)
Cellular component (GO): membrane
Source: RefSeq, a predicted model, not a curated record
AUGUGGGUCCAGAUCGCGAUUGCAUGCAUGGUUGCAGCCUCGUACCUCGGCAUGGGCAUCGUCUUGCACCGCGCGCAUCAACACGACCGUCAAGGGGAAGUUGCAACCUUGACGUUUACCUCCCGUGUGCGCUACUACCUGCAGCUGGCAUUUCGCCUUUUGGUUGUGGCGCUCUUUUGCAUCAUCUUGGUCAUUGACGUGCAAGAGUAUGGCACGACGGCCUUCUCGUACUAUACGAUUUGGAAUUUUGCACUCCAGACCGUCUACCACGCCCUUGCUGCCGGCUUCCUUCUGAGCCAUUGGAAUGUCCACGGCGGCGCCACCGUCGUCGUCCAGUCGCGUCCCCUCAACUCGCUCUUUGACAUUUGCUUGACCAACAGCCUCCUAGUCGCCGUCGUUUUUUGGACCGAGCUCUACUACCCGACGAUGCCCUGGUACAGCUACAUCCAGCACGGCGUCAAUACGAUGCUCUUCGUGCUCGAGCUCUUUCUGGGCGACUUUGACGUGCAGUCGGAAGACUUUCAAUACGCAGGCAUGUCGCCCACAAUCUACACGACAUUCAUUUGGAUCAGCCACGACACGUGGCUGCACGGAUGGUGGCCCUACGACUUUCUCUCGAUGGACACGUCUACCGCGCCGCUCUGGUAUCUCGGCAUCUUUCUCGGCCACUUUGUCUUGUUCGGCGCCGCGUACGGUCUCUCGCGAGUGAAAACGCGGUGCUUCCCGACGCUUCAACCCGAGAUGACGUCCAUUCCAGGCAAUAGUGCUCGCCGGACCUCGUACCAGUCGAUUGUGUAG